Molecule: messenger RNA, 1041 nt
Organism: Penaeus monodon (black tiger shrimp)
Lineage: Eukaryota; Metazoa; Arthropoda; Malacostraca; Decapoda; Penaeidae
Exons: 5
Coding region: 1-1041 (346 amino acids)
Biological process (GO): DNA integration
Molecular function (GO): nucleic acid binding
Source: RefSeq, a predicted model, not a curated record
AUGUUGGUGUUUGGGGACACCUUCAAGGAGGAGCUGAAGCCUGACAGAGGUGCCUUGUCGUCUCAAAGCCGCCAACUUAAAGCUCAGCCCCAAGAAAUGCACCCUUUUCCAUACCGAAGUACCUUUCCUGGGAUGAGGUGGGCAGACAGGGUGCGGACGGACCCAAGGAAAGUGUGGGCAGUGGAAGGCUACCUAGUGCCAAGGAGUGUAACAGAAAUGAAAAGGAGAUUUGUGCAAGGUUUUGCCACCAUAGCCAUGCCAUUGCAUCGACUAGGAAAGAAGCUAGCUUUGCGUACACCAGUCAGGAAGGCAGCAGCACUCAAAGACGGCCAGAAGCAUGUGGUAGCCUUCUAUAGGUCUAAGUUUUCCAAGCCUGGGAAAAAUUACUGCAACACUUGCAAGGAGCUGUUAACUGUGAUCACUACCGAACUGGAAGGCCAGUUUGUGAGAUGGCUUGGGAAGUUGGAGCAGUACAACUACCUGGUCGUGCACCACAGUAAUGCUGAUAGCCUCAGUCGCCAUCCUUGUGAACCUGUAUUCACAGCUUUCAUCGUGAUCCUGAGGUCACCUGUCGGAGGCUGGUGGUUAGUGAGAAGUGGAUGGAAGACCAGUGGAAGGAUCAGUAUCUGUUAUUCAGUUAUUCAGUGGCUAGAAUGGCCUAGGGAUCAAGAGGACAAUGGAGAAGCUACAGUAGCAUGUUUACUGGGUUGGUCUACGACAGCAAAGAAGGGGCCCACACAAAAGACAUCUGCACCCCUUCAGCUUGUACCUGGCCAGGUCGCCCAUGGAGCAUAUGGCCAGGCAUGUGUCCUUCUCAACUAUGAAGCAGAGACGAUCAAAGAAUUCCUGGUGACACAAGUCUUCACCCAAUUUGGUGUCUCAGGGGAGGUACAUUCCGACCAGGGCCGAGAGUUCGAGUCUCGGGUCUUCAGGAAAUGUCGUCGUCGCCUUCUUGGGGUCCACAAGACCCGCACCACUCCACUGCAACCCCAAAGUGAAGGCAUGGUAGAGAGAUUCAGUGCCACCUUGUUAAACAACUAG